Molecule: messenger RNA, 1877 nt
Organism: Panicum virgatum (switchgrass)
Lineage: Eukaryota; Viridiplantae; Streptophyta; Magnoliopsida; Poales; Poaceae
Product: F-box/FBD/LRR-repeat protein At4g00160-like
Exons: 4
Coding region: 187-1425 (412 amino acids)
Molecular function (GO): protein binding
Source: RefSeq, a predicted model, not a curated record
GAACAGCCAAGAAGACGGAACAAGCCAAGGGCGAAAGAAAAAGAGAGGACCUCUUGAGUGACUCAGAGAGAGAGAGGCUUCUUCUCUCCUCCGAUCCGCCCGCCGCCACCGCUGCUGCUUCUGCUUCGAUCUCACUCCAGGGCCCAGGCUGCGGGGAGGCGAGACGCCCGCCGCCUGUUCGGCGGAAUGCCUCCGGGGAGAAGAGGGAAAAGGGGCAAGAAAGCGCCGAUGGAGAGCGCAGGAAGCAGCAUAGACGCCUUGCCGGACGGCGUCCUCCAGCACAUCCUGGGGUUUCUGCCGGCGUGGGACGCCGUGCGGACGUCCGUGCUCGCCCGGCGCUGGCGCGACCUCUGGAUGUUCGCGACAGGCCUGCGCAUCAUCGGUAACGACGACGACGAUCGAGAGGCGCUCCGGGAGUCUGUGGACCAUCUUCUUCUCACCCGCGGAAUCGCGCCUCUAGAAACAUGCGAGCUCAGGUUCGACAGUAUCGCCAAUGAAUUCUCUGGCGGCGACGUUAUCCGUGUGAACCUCUGGUUCCGGCAUGCUAUUCGGUGCCAGGUUCGGGUGCUCCGGUUGGUUUUCACACAGCCAGGCCAACACUUUGAUCUACAAGUCCUGCAUCUCAUCUCACGACACUUAAUGGAGCUAGAGCUUGUUAGUGUUGAGGUGAAGGAAAGUUUCCUUAACUUAUUAGGCUGUCCAGCACUGGAACAACUAGCGGCUGAAGAUUGUGACUUGUCUCUUGUCAAGAGGAUCUUAUCUGUGUCUCUGAAACGCCUGAGCAUCACCUCUUGUAUAUUCAGUGAAAGCUUUCGCACUCGUAUUCACACCCCCUCUCUGGUUUCGCUGCUGUUAGAUGACAAUUGGUGUAACUCUCCAGUGCUUGAGAGCAUGCAAUCAUUCGUGGAUGCUUCUAUCAGAGUUGUUAACGAGAGUGUGGACAGCUGUGAGCAUUGUGACUCUGGAAAUUGUAACAGCUGCAAUGGCAUCAUACAUGGUAACAGCAACUGCAUUCUUCUGGAAGGUUUAUCAAAAGCCAAGAACUUGGCAUUGAUAGCUGAUUCCAAAACGUUUAUUUUCAGAAUGGAUUUGAAACGGUGUCCUACCUUUAGCAAAUUGAAGACGUUGUUACUCAGUGAUUAUUGGUGUGUGGCUCUUGAUUUGGAUGCAAUAACAUGCAUUCUCAAGAACUCACCAUUUCUAGAGAAGCUUACUCUUGAACUUUGUUUCAAGGUAUAUAUUUUAAAGGGCGUACCCAGUGCCGUAGGCUUCCCGCACUGUGCGGGGUCUGGGGAAGGGUUGUUUUUAAGCCCCAAGCCUUACCCACACAAAUGUGCAGAGGCCGGGGCUCGAACCCGGGACCUUCCGGUUACAGACGGUAGGCUCUACCGCUGCACCAGGCCCGCCCUUCUUCAAGGGAUCUGAUCAUAAAAUGGAAAUGAAAGGAAGCUACAUUCCAGAACAGGAAACAACUGCGAUAUCUGAACACCUUAAGAUAAUAGUGGUGAAAUGUGACGUGGUUGAUGAGAAAGUUUACAAAGUUUUAAAGCUCCUGUCUACAUUCAACAUUCGUAAGCUAACUAGCAACACUAUCAAGUUUUUCAAUAUUUCUAAAGUUUCUCUCCACUUUCAUAAGCAUCUCGGGACAAGUUGACCGCUGAUGUAUUUUCCUCUUGAAUUAAAUUGCAUGAAAAGUAUGAUUGGAUGUUGACUUGUUUUGAAUAUUCUCUUUGUCUAUUUGUUAUAAGAGGUAGCGCACAAAUGAUUCAAUAGACUAGUUACGAACAAUAGUUCGCUCUUGCUGAUUAGUUCUGUACAGCAUCACAUAGUUCUGUAUUUAGCAAUGGUACAGUAUGGUUACAUAUUGUUGUGCUCUU